CAUACAUAAACCAUGGAUAUGCUGGGUAGAAUACUUUACUGGUGAGGAGUGCAUAGAGCAAGGAUGAGAGAGAAAGAUGUGCACCCUUAAAGGAAGCUCUCCCACUUCCCACCACCACAGGAAACACCCAUCAAGUAUCUGAAUGGCCCUUGAGUUCAGGAGAUAAUGAUGGAGACUUGUCUUCUGUGGGAAGCCCUUAUUAAACUCAUUUCCUUCCUGAAUUCAAAAACCACUUAUUGCAUUUGCUCCAUUGGUGCCAGUUAAGAAGCUUCAGUGAGAAGAACAUAGCCUCUAUUUAAACAAAAAACAAAAAAAGCUACAAGCAAAACAGCUACAAUAAUCUCAAUGAUCAAAGGGCUAAUCAUGUUGUUGUUCUUAAACACAACCCAAGCUUGGAUCUGCAUGCUUUGUCCUUGCAAGACUCUUGAUUCCUGGGGUUGGGCAGCAAACUGCAAUUUGAUGGAACUCCAGGAGAUGCCCCUCCUGAAUUCGAGCAUCAAAAUUCUUCAUCUGCAAAACAACAAUUUGACCACUGUUCCUCUUGGUGCUUUGGACAGCUUGACCAACUUGGAGGAAAUUAAUUUUUCCAACAACCCUUGGCACUGUGACUGCUCUAUUUUAUAUCUCAAGGAGUGGCUGGCAGACUUCAAUAAAAGUUCUCUUGCAAAGGCUACCUGUAAAACUCCAGCUUCUCUAAAUAUGAAAGCCUUGAGCCAGCUGAAAGGGAAUGAACUGGAGGGAUGUAGGAAACCCCUGCCAAUCAGUUGCCGUGAUUUUUUUUUGAGGGACUUUGGUCUAAUUAUUUUGGCAAUCGUUGUCUUAAUUUUAGCAGCAUGUGUUUUGCAACGUUCAAAACGGUUAGUUUUCCAAGCCAGCAGAAAGCAGCAUUCUUCUGAAGUCCCACUGCUACGGUUCCAUGACCUGGAAAAUCAGAAGUCCAAAUGAAAUGCUGCCGUGGGCAAUAAAAUGUUGUAAGAAUAAAACCACCUAUGUAAUAUUGUAUUUUUGUGAACUGAAAGUAUCUAUACUCACAAUUAAAGGCCUCUUUUGGUGAAGAUAUCACACUUUCUCAAGCACACACAUUUCCAUGUGUAUAUGUCAAUAAUCACAAUAUCAUUGAUAUUAAGCCAAUAAUUCUGACGGCUGUAUAAGUUGUUUUGCUAUGUAAUUAUACUCUACUUAUUAAUGCUCUGAUAUGCAUAACUGAAAUGUGUUUCCAUGCAUCACAGGUUCUGUUGCUAUGGCACUCAGUCAUUCAGCCAUAUAAUCAUUCACAAAGAGAAUAAAUAAUCCUGAUCUUACGCAAACUUUGUUCAGUGUGGUAGUAAAGCAUAUUCUUACAUAUAAAAAAAUGGAGUUACUCACAUAUUCACUGAAUACCAGGACAGAGAAUUUAGAGCUUUCAUCUUUUACAAUUCCAUCUGAAAAAAAUAAUUUGAAUUCUAUAAAUUAUGGUUUUGCUAGCAAAAAUAUUUUAUGGACAGAAUAUUUAGGAUUGGAAAAUAGUUUAUUUUUGCAGCAUUGCAAUCUCUCUCCAUUUAGAAACUAGAAGUUAUCAAUCCAUUUACUGAAGGGAUUAUUAAUUUUUUUAAAAUAUGGACAUUUAAUUAUUCAGCAAUUUGAUGAGUAAGUUUGGUAGCUGUGUCACAAAUUCAUCCAUAUUUCCUUCACAGAGUUCUACUUGGGCUUUUUGCCAAGCUCUGUUUCAGAUGACUCUUUUAAUGAGAAAUUGCACUAACAAUAUACUGUACCAUCUACAGUAUAUUGGGAGUCGGGGUGGUGUUUACAAUGGUUUCCAUUUAUGAUCUUUCUGUAUUUUCCCAUUAUUUGUUUUCCCAAUAUGUAUUUAUUAUUUAUCUUCUUGCUUGC
Messenger RNA from Ahaetulla prasina, 1869 nucleotides. RefSeq names its product platelet glycoprotein IX-like. The coding region runs from base 346 to 945 and encodes 199 amino acids. Lineage: Eukaryota; Metazoa; Chordata; Lepidosauria; Squamata; Colubridae. The transcript is spliced from 2 exons. The record is from RefSeq and is a predicted model, not a curated record.